Mesocricetus auratus (golden hamster) is the source of this 3359-nucleotide messenger RNA. RefSeq names its product immunoglobulin-binding protein 1b. The coding region runs from base 412 to 1449 and encodes 345 amino acids. The transcript has 4 exons. NCBI's taxonomy places the organism in Eukaryota, Metazoa, Chordata, Mammalia, Rodentia, Cricetidae. Gene Ontology annotation, molecular function: protein phosphatase 2A binding. Gene Ontology annotation, cellular component: cytosol. Gene Ontology annotation, biological process: regulation of signal transduction; regulation of dephosphorylation. The record is from RefSeq and is a predicted model, not a curated record.
UGUGAUGCCUUACGUCAGUGCAGCAGCAGAUCCUCCUCAGAGGAGAGGGAGCCAAAGAUGCCUGCCGCAUCCACCUGAGGAAUGGUCAGCCAGACAGCGCAGCCACCCAGAGCGGCCUGUGUAUUCAGCGCAGUCUCAAGGUGAUGUUCAAGACCCUGAUACCCUUCUGAAUUCAGUUACCCUCUACAAAUACAGAGUAUUUUCCCAGGAGCGGUGCAGCUAGAUAUUGAAGUAGAUCUGUCCCCAGGUUUGCAAAGAUCCCCUACUCUGAUUUCAACAGAGGCUGUACAACUUUACAUUUCUACCAGCAGUGCACAAGGAUUCUUCUUACUUCACAUCCUCAAAAGCGCGAGCAAACUAGUUCAAUAUAAGAUUUGUUGGUUCAGUUCCCGGGUUCCUCCCUCUGGCAAGAUGACAACAUCUGAGGAGGAGCUGCAGAAGCUGAGGCUACCGGACCUGCUGGAAACUGGAAGGCAACUUCUAGAGGAAGUGGAAGCCUCAACCCAACCCAUGGGCUCCAAGCUAAUCCAGGAUAAGGUGAAGAGGGCUUUGGAACUCCUGGAGAAGGCCUCAGACAUGUUGUCAGAGCUGGAUCCAUUCAGCCAGAACGAAGAUUGUGAGGAGAUUGCUUCCCCUGACCUCAAGUACCUGAUGCUCCCAGCCCUGAAGGGUGCGCUCACACUGAAGCUGGUGGGCACCAGCCGUCGCUUCAACUACCUGCAGGAAGCUCGAGAGCACUUCAUGAACUUCCUUACCCAGAGCCACAACUACCACGUGGCCGAUUUUCAGCUUCCCUGGGCGCAGAGCAGCUCACCAGAAGGCAACCCAACCACUUCUGCCAUCCUGGAGCCUACCCUCGUUGCCAUGGCAUCCCAGAGGCAAGCUAAAAUCCAGAGGUACAAGCAAAACAAGGCUGUGGAGCAAAAACUGUCCACUCUGAAAUCAGCAGUGGAGAGCGGUCAGGCUGACGAGGAGCGUGUGCGGGAGUAUAACCUCCUUCAGCUUCGCAGGUGGAUUAACAUCAGCUUGGACGAGAUUGAGAGCAUCGACCAGGAGAUAGAGAUCCUGAGGGAAAGAGACGUCUCCCGUGAGCCAGCAGCUUCUCCCUUGCCUCCUCAGAACAGGCCUCCCAUAAAGCCCUUCAUCCUCACGCGGAAUGUUGCCCAAGCACAAGUCUUUGGAGCUGGGUACCCAAGUCUGGCGACUAUGACUGUGAACGACUGGUAUGAGCAACACCAGAAAUGUAAGGAUUUAGCAUCAGGUCAGGAAGUUGAAAAGCAGGCACCACCACCACUUGAAUCGCACAAGGCAUCUCAGGAAGAAGGGAAGGAACCAGAGCAAAAGGGAGAAGCUGAAGACGAGGAUGCUCACCACCACCGAAUGCAGCAGUGGGAUGACUGGAAGGACACCCAUCCUAGGGGCUAUGGCAACCGACAGAACAUGGGUUAACCUUCUCUAAGUGUGAAAGAACAAUGGGUCACUCAUCUCCCCUACACAAGGAUAACCCGGCUCUCUUCCCUUCCUUGGGUCUCUACUCCAGAUGUGUGCAACAAAGGCAAAGAUACUGAAAUCUUGCUUCAUAUUCAAUGAACUACCACUAUCAAGUCUGAUUUUCACCAUAGUUAAUGUCCAGAGCUCUCAUUUGGGUGGUACUCUCACCACGGUGUAUAGAAGCUACUUAAGUGAACAGAAAGGAUGUUGAGAAAUGACUGUACAAUCACAGACUGUGUGAUUUCUCCUUAAAAAAAUAAAAUUCAUCUGUCCUUGAAAAAUAUAUAUAUCUAGAGAGAACAUUAACAUAAGUUUCAUUACAGUGGUUUAAAUCAUUGUUAAUAUCUGGACAAGACAUAAAUUUGACCACAACAGUUAUGUGCAUUUUGGGAAAUACACAGUAUAUGUAAGAUUGGAUCAUACCAAGGUGCAGCAGUUUUAGAACAACAAAUUGAGAAAUCCACAGAAGGAUGUUACAAAUGGCCUGAUGAGUCUGGGGAAAAGACUGCUGAACACUCAAAUGGUUUUGUUUUGGUUCUAAUAGAAUGUAGAUUGCAUGAACUUACAGAACAGCCACCUUCUUUACUUAUGGAAUGUCUAGAAUCUUCUGAACAAAGAGUUUAUAUGGAGGUGGGAGUUUCAUUAUCAUUUGCUGAGUUGUAAAUAUGCCUUUUAAAAAGCCUUACAUUUACAUUACAAAUAGCUUCCUGAAAAGAGAGUGGAAAUUUAACAAUAUUUAUCAAAUAUAAAACUAUGGAUAUUUGACUCAUAAUUUUUAUACCCAUAUAUGUAGAAAGCUGAUUUAAACAAACAUAUAGUAUGGCAAAGUGGUGAUGUACUCCUUGUGAAUUCUUAAAGGUAGAAAGUAUGUUUUCAUCUAAAGAGACGUGGAUAAAUUAUCUUUUGGUAAUCAUACAAUAGACUGUGAGUAAACUGUGAGAAUAAAAUGAUUUGGAUUUUGUAGUAGGUGACUUAGGAAUAUUUACCUACCAAUAUAUAUACAUAUAUUUGUAUGGAAGAAAAGUGAGAUGACAAAAGUAAAUAAGAAUGAAAUCAUCCUAAUUGUGUAAAGGGAAAUAACCAUGGAAAACAUGGUGUGAUAUAUAGGUAUCUUCUGUUACUAUUCACUCUGAAUCAUCAAUCAAACACAUGUUUAUUGUGAAUAAAAUAUUCACUUCUGUGAAAUUAUUAGCAACUGCAUCCUCAAGAAAAGAGAAACAAAAAUAAAAACAAGAUUAAAAAACAAAACAUCUGCUUGUUGGAUAUCAAACAUUAUCCAUGACCUCAAAUACUCAUUAUGAAACACCAUUUGAAAAUUAUCCUAGUUUCAAGAAAAUAUCCUAGUUUCACAGAACUUUCUCCCUGUUUCGAAACAAUUACUGAAAGAUCAGAGCUGCCUAUACUAAUAUCCUAAUUUAAUGUAGUCCAUCCCUUUGAAUUUUUUCUGAAUUUUGGUCCCUAAUUGGUUCUUUCAUUUUACCAAUUUUGUUGCAGUGAAUGAUUUGUUUAUUUUUUUCUUAUCUUAGAAAUGUAUCAACUAAACAUUGUCCUUUGGAUUCAAUAUGUUUUCAGUUACAAUGGAUUACUUAGUAAAUGGUUAAAUAUUUGUGAACCUGGGUCUUUAUGAGCUGAAUCAGGAAAACAAUGAUAGAUAAUAUCUGAAUGAAGUAGUCAUUGAAAGUCUGAAUGAUUUCCAUUGAACCAUUAGUUACCACAAUGUGGGCAUUGAAGGAUCAAGUUAAUACUUAAUCAUACAGAUCAUUACACAUGGAAAACCGAUGAUAGAAUAUGUAACCCCAAAGUAAUGACUGUUGUAAUAUUUUGAGAGCUUCAGUUUUAGAAUGAAUAAAGAAAAUGUGGUACAUAUA